UGUACAACCAAUGGCAAUUAUUAUUGUAUGAAUAAAUUGACUACAAACAACAGUCAAAAUAGUGAUUCAAAUAGUCGAAUGAAUAAUAUUCAUUCGACGAAUAAUUUCACAACUUGUAACGAUAAUACUACUAUGAUGGUAGCUAAUGAUCAUAAUGAAAAACCAAAUGUACAAAUGGAAACAACGAUGAUGUCGAAAAUUACGAAUAAAGAAAUCGAUUCAAAUACUUUAUUACGAUUUCCAAGUCAUGAUUCAAUGAAGGAACAAGAAUCAAUAAUCGACCAUCCGUAUCAUCGAAUUAAUUUUGUUCCCAGAAUUGUUACUGAAUAUACUGAAAAUAGAAAAACGUCACAAACAACAACAACGGCCACAACGACGACGACAAAUUCGAAUGCAAUGGACAAUUAUGAUAUACCGAAAAAUUUGUGCAAAAUGAUGAUUAUGAAAAUUGCCAAAAGCGAAAAUGAUGAUGAUGAUGAUGGAGAAAAACAAAAGCAUCCACAGAAUGUUUGUGUUUGUAAUAAUUUCAUUAUUAAUGGCAAAAUUGAUGAUAAACAUCUGAGUCUAUUGCAAACGACUGAAACAGAAGCAGCAGCAGCAGUAACGGAUAACUCUAUUCAAUUUGUUUCACAUCAUGAUGAUAAUGAUGAUUUAAAUGGAACAAAAAAGAAAAUCUGUUCAUCAUUAUCAUCAACAUCGUUUAAUAAUUCUUGCCGUCAAAAUUUUCAUUGUUGUUGUUGUUAUUAUUGUUGUGGUGAUGGUGGUUCUGACAAAUGUUCAUCAUCAUCAACAACAACAAUAAAAGCUAAAAAUUCAGUUCAACAACAAUCUGAUUCUGUUUAUGAUGGAUGUUUACAAAAAGAUCAAUCAAAUACACAUAAACAAUCACAAGCUAAUUGUUGUUUUCAUAAUAAUGAAACCAAAUCUUUUUUAUCAUCAGUUUCAACAAAUAAUAAUGAUGGUGAUGGUGGUUAUGCAACCAUUGUUAAAUCAUCAUCAUCAUCAUCUGGUUGUAAUCAAUCAAAUCAUCAUCAACACCAGCAACAACAUAAUGAAAAUAUAAAUACAAGACAAAUAACGAAAAAAUCUCAAGAGAUGAAUUAUGUGAAUAUAAAUUUCAUAAAUUCAAUAAAAUAUUAUGAAAACAUGUGUUUUGAUAAUGCUGCUGAUGAUGAAAAAAUGAUCAUCACUACAACUACUGCCACACAAACAUCAAUGAUAAACCAAAUAACAAGUGAUAAUGAUCAUCGUUCAAGUGUUAAUGAUAAACAGAAUGAAAAAUAUUCCGAUGAAGAUGAUGGGAAAAAUUUUGAUAAAAAUGAUGAUACAAGUGAAGAAGAAAAAGAAAAAGAUUGCCUAUUAUUAUUAUCAUCAUCCAAGAUAAUAAAUGAUUCUAUUGUGGACAAUAAUUUUUUAGAAAACCUUAUGGUACCUAUCAACAACGAUACGAUAAUCAAUAAUAAAAUAAUGGUAGAAAAAAAUCCAGAAAAUAUAGCUGCCGUUAAAAAUGAAUCAAUGAUGAUGAUAGUUUUGAAAAAUAAUAAUAAUAACGAUGAUGAUGGCCAACAUACAACGACGACGAUCAACAUGGGAAAUAAAAUAGAUAGUGAAACUAAUUCGAAUCGACUCUUGAACAACAACGACCAAGACGAGUCUAAAAAACAAAUGCAAAAAGAGGAUGAUGAUGAUGAUGCAAAAAGAAAGAAUAAAAAAAAGGACAACAACCAGAAUGAUGAUGAUGAUGAAGAUAAAAAUGUGCGUAUCAUUAAAUAUGAAUAG
This is a messenger RNA of Dermatophagoides pteronyssinus (European house dust mite), 1779 nucleotides long. RefSeq lists its product as uncharacterized. NCBI's taxonomy places the organism in Eukaryota, Metazoa, Arthropoda, Arachnida, Sarcoptiformes, Pyroglyphidae. The record is from RefSeq and is a predicted model, not a curated record. Gene Ontology annotation, molecular function: protein kinase binding. Gene Ontology annotation, biological process: neuromuscular junction development; positive regulation of protein tyrosine kinase activity.